UGAAGACUCCUCUGAGGUCGCGCUGUUGUACUUCCUGUUCGGCGGUAAAGCGUGUUCUGGUGGACGAAGUACAAACGUUUCUUAUCGGAAAGAAACCAAAUAAAUUCAUCCUUUGGACAGAUAAAGUAACACAGACAUGAGUUUACCUCUGAACCCAAAGCCUUUCCUGAACGGCCUCACAGGCAAACCAGUGAUGGUGAAACUGAAGUGGGGUAUGGAGUAUAAAGGCUACCUGGUGUCUGUGGACGGCUACAUGAAUAUGCAGCUGGCAAACACAGAGGAGUACGUGGACGGAGCAUUAGCGGGUCAUCUUGGGGAAGUGCUCAUCAGGUGCAAUAACGUUUUGUACAUCCGAGGUGUAGAAGAAGAAGAAGAGGACGGAGAGAUGAGGGAGUGAUGUCGAUGAAGAGGACUUGUUCUGUUUGAGUGUGAUUGUACUUUGUAAUCAAGCUGAUGUAUGUUUGUGUUUUCACCAUGUGAAACAGAUGAACGCUUGUUUUUCCCUUUAUUUUCAUUUUUUUACUGUAUGUGAGACCAGUUUUAAGUUGUGACAUUGUGAUACAAACACAAUAAAUAAUUUCUUCCCUUUCUUAAA
Messenger RNA from Cheilinus undulatus (humphead wrasse), 595 nucleotides. RefSeq names its product small nuclear ribonucleoprotein polypeptide F (gene snrpf). Gene Ontology annotation, molecular function: RNA binding. Gene Ontology annotation, biological process: spliceosomal snRNP assembly; mRNA splicing, via spliceosome. NCBI's taxonomy places the organism in Eukaryota, Metazoa, Chordata, Actinopteri, Labriformes, Labridae. The transcript has 4 exons. Gene Ontology annotation, cellular component: catalytic step 2 spliceosome; U1 snRNP. Bases 137 to 397 code for a protein of 86 amino acids. The record is from RefSeq and is a predicted model, not a curated record.